AUGUCGAACUCGAAAACAAGCUAUAACACUUUCGGGAACAACCCACCGGAGAACGGCACCGCCGAAGAUAACGCUUCGAUGAUUUCUCGUCGGAGUGGCAAGACGGCUAGACGCGCGGGAAGCUCUCACGAGAGGCAUAAUCAUGCCGAGGUUGUACCACUACAGCUUCACCACGACCGGGACGAUGAAGGCAGUGACGAUGAAGGCAGCGACGACGACGACGACCUGCAACGGGUUGACGCCGAAGCCCAGGCGGGAGUCCAGCAAAUCGAGGCUACUGCCAUCACUUGGUCGAGAAACGAGCUAUUGCUCUCCCAACUUCACCCCUGGGUUACGAGUGAAUUCCAGAUGCACUCCCUCACCCCACUUACGAAUAUCCUCAGCAGUCUUAUAGGUGGAUUAUGGAAACUCACCCUCGCCAAGGUCCUCGAUAUCUUUGGUCGGCCCCAAGGUUACGCCAUGUCGGUGUUUAUCCUCACUAUCGGCUUGAUGAUGAUGGCCCUGUGCCGGAACGUGGAGACGUACUGUGCUGCCCAGGUCGUGUACUGGGUCGGGUAUAAUGGAGUCAUCUACAGUCUCAGUAUUUUCAUCGCCGAUACCUCCGCACUCCGAUCUCGAGGCCUGAUGUUGGCGUACGGAAACUCGCCAUAUAUAAUUACGGCCUGGAUCGGCGGCCCCAUUUCCCAAGCAUUCCUUGACGGACCCGGUUUCCGUUGGGGAUUUGCAACCUUUGCCAUUGCGACACCGAUCUUGACCCUGCCGCUGUACUUUUUGCUCAUGGCUGUUCUCAAGAGAGCCAAGGCUCGCGGCCUCGUGCCCGUCCAGAAGAGCGGUCGCACUGUCAAGGAGUCAAUUCGACACUAUAGCAGGGAAUUUGACCUCAUUGGCCUGGCCCUUGUCACUGUUGGGAUGGCCAUUUUCCUGCUCUCAUUCAAUCUAGCGCCCCUUCAGGCGCAGGGUUGGCAAUCGCCCCUGAUCAUCAGCAUGCUGGUCCUUGGCCCAGCCCUUCUCACUAUUUUCGUCUUUUGGGAAAAGAGCCUUCCGGACCAGAGGACGUUCCUGCCCUUCAGCCUCCUCCAGAGCCGAACGAUCCUUGGUGCCUGCCUCUUGUCUGCGGGCCUGUUUAUCAGCUUUUACAUCUGGAACUCGUACUUCCUCUCCUACUUGCAGGUUGUGCACGACCUCGAUACUACAAUUUCUAGCUAUAUCUACUACAUUUUCAACAUGGGCGGUUGCUUUACCUCACUCUUUGUCGGCUUGAUCAUUCGAAGGCGAGGCACCUUUAAGAACUUCGCGCUUUAUGGGGGAUGCCCCUCUACAUCCUUGGCCGGAAUCCUCCUCAUCUGCGAGCAGCUGGCUGCUCAAUCCACCGUUGACCACCAGCACAUCGCCGUCAUCUUCGCCGUUCAGGGUGUCUUCGCCUCGGUCGGCGGUGCCAUCGGCUCGACGGUGUCGACCUCGAUUUGGCAAGUCGUUUUCCGGCGCGAGCUCGAGCGCAAUCUACCUCCGAGCGCGCUCCCGCAGAUUGACCACAUCUAUGCGGACAUGGGGAAGCAAAAGUCCUUCCCGAUGGGAUCAGACGUGAGGAUAGCCAUUAAUGAGGCGUACGCAUCUGCGAUGACGCGGAUGCUUGUGCCUGCUAUAUUUGUGCUGUUCCCUUGCGUUGGGUUCGUCAUGAUGUGGAAGAAUCUGAACGUUAAGAACGUGCGACAGGUUCGAGGAACAGUCCUCUAA
This is a messenger RNA of Parascedosporium putredinis, 1734 nucleotides long. The record is from the annotation of a GenBank genome assembly. NCBI's taxonomy places the organism in Eukaryota, Fungi, Ascomycota, Sordariomycetes, Microascales, Microascaceae.